GUCAGGCAGGCACCAGAUGACUGUGCAGACUUCUUCAUCUGGAGGAAUGAUAAUGAGCCCCAAGCCUUAUUUUUUGUCCGGCGUUUCUAUUCACGGACCAACAGCUUUGUGCAAAUUAAGCCAGUGAAGGAGAAGCUCAGUUGUGGCCAGAAGAGAAUGAUCAAUGUUCACUAUGUCCUGAACAGAGAGGGGUACAUGAAUGCAAGGGACACAAACUUCUACUACAUGGUGAUGACAAACGGAAAAAUUGUUCUCAGUGGCCAGAAGCAAGUCAGCAUCUCUGGUGCUGCCAGAGGUACAUUCUCCAUCACACUAACUGUCACUGAGAAGCUUGCCCCCAGUGCCAGGCUGUUGCUCUACACGGUGCAUCCUCGUGGGGAGAUAGUGGCUGACAGCUCUUGGAUACGCAGUGACGUAUGCUUCAAAAACAAGCUCCAGCUCGAGUUCUCUGAGAAGCAGGGUCUCCCCGGCUCUAAAGUCAGUCUCCACCUUGAAGCUGCUGCCAACUCGUACUGUGCCCUGAGAGCUGUAGAUCAGAGUGUCCUUCUUCUUCAGCCUGAGCGAGAGUUAUCUGCUGAAAGCGUAUACUACCAACUUCGUGUGAGUGAUUUAUAUGGCUAUUACUACAAUGGGCUCAACCUGGAAGAUGACAAGCCAGAGGAGUGUACCCCAGUCAAAACCACCUUUUUGGAUGGCUUGUACUAUGAACCUGUGAAUGUCAGUCGUGAUGGUGAUGUCUAUAGGAUUUUCAAGGGUAUGGGCCUGAAGGUUUUCACCAACUCUGUGCUACGGAAGCCAGUUCUGUGCAAUGAAGACAAAUCAGAUAUGGAAGAUUACCCUGCCAAUUUUGACCAUGACCGUGGCUAUGGCACAGAUGAGUCAAGGACGAGUAUUAACACUGUUCGGAAAUUCUUCCCUGAGACCUGGAUUUGGGAUCUGGUUCAUACUGAUUCCAGGGGAGAGGUCAGUGUCUUUUACACCAUUCCUGACACCAUCACAGAAUGGAAAGCCAGCGCUUUCUGCGUGCAAGAUGAUGCUGGGUUUGGCAUCUCCUCACCUGUUUCACUGACAGCAUUCCAACCAUUCUUUGUGGAUCUCACCUUGCCAUACUCUGUCAUUCGAGGGGAAAAAUUUAAUUUAAUAGCCAACGUUUUCAACUACCUCAACAAAUGCAUCGAGAUCAGUGCCAUACUGGCAAAGUCAAGUGACUACAAGGCAGAAGUCCUUUCACCAGAGGGCAACACAGCAAGGGUGUGUGCCAAUGAAAGAAAAACCUAUAUUUGGGCUGUUAGCCCCCACAAACUCGGUGAGGUGAAAUUCACUAUUACUGCUGAGGCCAAACUGAAUACCAGAGGUACAGGAAACAGUACAUCCCCAGAAGAGGAGACAACUCGCAAGGACACCCUGAUUCAAACCCUACUUGUUGAGCCUGAAGGUAUUAAAAAGGAAUUGACUCAGAGCUCCCUUGUCUGUACGAAAGGCAUAAAGAUUUCUGAACCAGUGUCUCUCAGCCUGCCAAGAAACCUAGUGCCUGGAUCAGCCAGAGCUUAUUUUUCUGUCAUUGGAGACAUUUUGGGUACAGCCCUGAGGAACAUGGAGAACCUCCUCCAUAUGCCUUAUGGAUGUGGAGAACAGAACAUGGCCUUGUUCACACCCAACAUCUAUGCCCUGGAUUAUCUGAAUAAGACUGGGCAGCUGACUGAAGAGAUUAGAGUCAAGGGUACUGGAUAUUUAUCCACAGGGUAUCAAAAACAGCUAUCAUACAAACACCGGGAUGGAUCCUACAGCUCCUUUGGGCCACGAGAUAGGGAAGGGAGUGUAUGGCUCACUGCCUUUGUGUACAAGUCAUUUGCACAAGCCAGACGCUACAUCUACAUUGACGACAAUGUCCAGUCUCAAGCUUUGAUCUGGCUGGCAAGCAAGCAGAAGUCAGAUGGCUGCUUUGAAAAUGUUGGGUCACAUUUCAACAAUGCUCUGAAGGAUGGAGAAGAAGGUGAAUACUCACUCACAGCCUAUGUUGUGGCAGCACUGCUGGAGGCUGGACACUCUGCUGCGCAUCCUGUCAUUCAGAGUGGCAUGAACUGUUUGGAGACUGCAUUUGGCAAUGGGGUCCACAACCUGUAUAACCAGGCCCUCUUUGCCUAUGUUUAUGGCUUAGCUGACAAUCAGAAAAGACGCCAAUUCUUCCUUGAGAAGCUGGACAAGACAGCUACCAGAGAUGGUGGUUUAGUUCAUUGGCAGAGAGAAAAUAAGCCACCAGCAGAACAUUUCCCUGCCUUCUACUCCCGUGCCGCUUCCGCUGAGAUUGAAAUGACCAGCUAUGUGCUCCUGGCUUUGCUCAACAAAGCCAAACUCACUCCAGAAGACUUAUCUUACAUUUCUCGCAUUGUGCGCUGGCUUGUCAAACAACAGAACCCAUAUGGCGGUUUCUCCUCCAGCCAGGACACUGUUGUUGCUCUCCAAGCUUUAGCCCAGUAUGGAUACCUCACCUUCUCUAAAAAAAAUCUUAACACAGUCAAAGUCAACUUCAUGGAGUCCCCCAGUAAGACUUUCCAGGUGGAUGACAAGAACCGAUUCUUACUGCAGCAGGCUUCCUUACCCACUGUUCCAGGGAAUUACAGUGUGGAAGUGAAUGGCACUGGCUGUGUCUAUCUGCAGACCACCCUGAGGUACAACAUCUAUUUGCCGAAAAAAGUUGCAGGAUUUUCUCUCUCUGUACAGCCAGUCAAUGCAUCCUGCACAAGCAACUUCCCACCAAACUUUGACCUUGUCAUCUCCACCAGUUACACAGGCAACCGCAACGUCUCCAACAUGGCUAUUAUUGAUGUGAAGAUGCUCUCAGGUUUUGUUCCCAUAAGAUCUUCCUUGACAAAGCUUCAGUACCAGAAUUCUGUUGUGGAUCACAUAGACAUCAAGAACAACCACAUCUUUUUCUACCUUCAGAAGGUCUCCCGGAAGGAAAUCAGCUUCUCCUUCAGUGUGGAGCAAAGCCUGCCUAUCUCAGAUAUCAAACCAGUGCCAGUACAUAUGUAUGAUUACUACGAAACAGAUGAAUAUGCCCUUGCAGAAUACAAAACACCCUGCUCCCCGCCUUCCAACUGA
Molecule: messenger RNA, 3102 nt
Organism: Pelecanus crispus (Dalmatian pelican)
Lineage: Eukaryota; Metazoa; Chordata; Aves; Pelecaniformes; Pelecanidae
Source: RefSeq, a predicted model, not a curated record